This is a messenger RNA of Entrophospora candida, 705 nucleotides long. The record is from the annotation of a GenBank genome assembly. NCBI's taxonomy places the organism in Eukaryota, Fungi, Glomeromycota, Glomeromycetes, Entrophosporales, Entrophosporaceae.
AUGGAACAUUAUGAUAGGAUAAGAAUAGUUGUUGUGGGAGAUAGUGGCGUGGGAAAGACUAGUCUUGUUCAUAUGCUUUGUUAUAACGAAGCUUUAAGAUACCCAACUUGGACAAUUGGUUGUAAUGUAGAUGUGAAGGUUAUUGAAUUUAUUGAUGUAGGUGGAACUUCUAAACAUAAAUCAUCUCGUAACAUGUUUUAUCAUCAGAUUAAUGGUAUUAUUUUAGUACAUGAUGUUAGUAAUAGAAAAUCUUAUUAUAAUUUAUGGAAAUGGGUUGUAGAAAUUUUGAAUUCUGAAGCUUAUAAAGAUACUGAGAAAUCAAACAAUAAUAAUAUAAAGAAAAAUGAUUUUGAUUGUGAUGUGAAAAUUGGUGAAAGAUAUGCAAGUGUUCCAAUAUUAGUCGUUGGUACUAAAGCCGACCUUGUAAAACAAGAAUUAACAGGUCGUCAAAGAAGAUAUAGUAUAGUGGAUGAAUAUGGAGGUGAUUGUGUGAAUUUAUGUACAUUAGCACAAACACAUUUCGAACAAAAGUCAAUCGUAUCUGAAAAGCUUGACCUAUUUUUUGAUAAAAUUGUCGAUAAAAAAUUCGGUCUUUUUUCUCCAUUAUCAGAUUCUUUUAUACAAAGCCCCACUUUUGGUGGUUUUUCACCUUCAUUACCAAAUGAACCAUCUUCUAAAAAACAAUCUUGGAAUGGAUUUAGGUAA